AUGAAAAAGGUAGUUGGUGGGAGGCCAAAGGAUGAUGAUGUGUGGCGACACGUUGUGGUAUUGGAGGAAGGACGAAGAUGGAAGUGUAAAUAUUGUAAAUUGGAAUUCGCAGGAGGUGCCACCAGAAUCAGAUCUCAUAUUAAAGGAGGUAAAGGCGGAGGCAUUCGAGCCUGUGCAAAAUAUGUUCCAGACAGAGGAAACUCCAAUGAUCUCAGAGACAACCUCCGACAUUGUCACCAAGUGGACGGUAUAAUAGAUUAUAGCAUGCCGAACGAAGCAGGACAAAGUCAAGCUGAUGCCAAGUAUCAGAAAGGGGUUCGAGUUGUUGGGUCUUCUUCUGUUUCCGAUGGGGAGACUGAAGACUUGAAGGUUAUACAAUAUGUGUUUGAAUGCUUAAGUCCUGAAGAUAAGGUUUUUGGUUCCCCACUUUCAUAUUUGACUCAAGAAGAAUUUGCCACGCUUAGACCAGGGGCUUUUUUGGAUUCAUUGGUAAUAGAUGCUUUUGCGGAGAUGUUAACUCAUAUUGAGCGAAAGAAGAAAAUUACACCUUCGAAUUGUUAUCUCCCUGUGACAUUUUCGGAGGCAGCACUCAAAUACAGCAUAGCUCGCUUCUUGGACUUUGUCGAUCGCCAAAAAAUAAGAGAAAAUUAUACGUCUGACUUGAAAUCCUGUGAGAAGUUGCUUGCCAUGGAAAAACUCUUCAUAGAGGUAGCAUUUACGGAAUUUCGUUCGAAGAUGGAAACUGACAUCCUCCCACAGCCCAAUGGUGAAAAAGAAAGGGAAGAUUUGGCUAUGAAGUUGCUCAACAGUGACCUGAACCAAGAAAAACAAAGUCUAUAUGAUAAAGCAAGACGCCACUAUGCACAAGUUGGAAAGCAAGAUGGCAAUAAAAGAUUACGAGUUGACGGAGUGAAUAGACAAGAUCGUUUAGAAGAAGGACAAAUUCCAGCUGAAGCUACCCGUCAGGCAAUGAUUCAAGAUGGGUCAUCUUCUGCUUCCGAUAGUGAGAAUGAAAACCAACAAGGAAAAGGAUCUUCCACGGGUUAUAUAUUGCCUACGACAGAUUUAAUAGGUGGGCGUUUUCAAUGGGAAAUUAAAGAUAUAUGGGAAUGGAUAAUGGAUGACAAGCCGUCACCAAUUGGAAUUUGGGGAAUGGCAGGGUCAGGAAAAACAGCCUUAGCAACCCAUAUACAUAACAAGCUUAUUUCAGAAGAAGCUACUAGCGACAUUAAAGUUAUUUGGGUAACUGUAUCACAAAAUAGCAUCUCCCAUUUGCAAAAAGUGGUCGCCAGAUCAAUUGAGUUGGAUAUAUCUGAUGAGUUUGAGGUUAAAAGAAUUGCCGGGAAAUUAUUUCAAGCAUUCGAAGAGAUGAACAAAUGUGUUAUUAUUUUAGAUGAUGUUUGGGAUCAUUUCUUUCUAAAGGAUGUUGGAUUUCCUAUGUCAGAUAAUCGAAUUAAAUUGAUUUUGACCACCCGUAUAUGGAAUGUGUGUCAAGGUAUGGGUUGUAAGAAGGUAAUAGAAGUGGCGCCUCUAGAUGAUGAUGAUGAUGAUGAUGAAGAGAGUUGGGAUUUGUUUAAGGAGUUUUUGGGGUCCUUCCGUGAAGAACUGUCUUCGGAAGUGGAAGAUAUUGCACAGAAUGUGGCACAAAAAUGUGAGGGUUUUCCCCUAGCUAUUGUUAGAAUCGCGACAAGCAUGAAGGGGAGAACAGAAGCUAGAGAAUGGAGACAUAUGUUGGAAUGUCUUGAAAACCUGGGCAAUGGGCAAUAUGAAAUGGACAAAUGGGUAUUGCCAGUUUUGAGAUCUAGCUAUGAUUUCUUAAAUAACAAAUUGCAAAUAUUCUUCUUGGAUUGUGCUUUAAGUACCAAUGGAAUUUUUGACAAUGACGAUGCUAAUUAUUUGCUAAGAAAAUUUGUUUAUGAAAGCAUAGAUGAGACAAAGAAGUUGACGGUGCAGUAUAACAAAGGUUACAACAUGUUGUAUAAAUUAAAGGAUCAUAGCAUGUUGGAUUAUGAUGAUCAACGGAAUCAAUGGAAGAUAAAUAAAUUUCUUAGAAUCCUUGCCAUUGGUAUUGCAGAAGAAACUUGUAAAAUUAUGGGAAAAGCUUACAAGAAUUUGACAGAAAUACCAAGUGAUGACCAAUGGAAAGAGGAUUUACAAAAAGUUUUUCUGACGGGAAACAAGAUACAAACAAUUCCAAAUGGAACAUGUCUUAAGUUUUCUCAACUUUCGACGUUGUUGUUGAAUUGUAAUGUAGAACUCAACCACAUUUCAGAUGAGUUUUUCAACAACAUGCCUGUUCUUAAAGUACUUGAUUUGUCUGGGACUGGGAUCAAGCGUCUGCCCGAAUCAUUGUCCAACUUGAAAUGUCUGAUUGCAUUAUUACUUUCUCGAUGUAGAGAAUUGAGUUGCAUUCCUUCAUUAAUAAAAUUGAAAAGCUUAAUAUCAUUGGAUCUAUGUUUUACUCCAAUCAUUGAAGCACCUAGGGGCUUGGAAUCACUGGUCAAUCUUAGACGCCUAUGUCUUGAGGUGGGUUGGACCCAAUGCUCAACGGAUGCGAUAGGACAAGGUACACAAGGUUUGAAAAAGUUGGAAGUUGUACUAGCCUAUUUUCGUGACAUUAGCGUAUUCAAUAACUUUGUGAGCUUCCUGGCCCAUAAUUGUGUAACCAGAAGCUAUCAAUUAACUUUACGGGUUGCAGAAUACGUUGUUGGCCGGCACCGUAUUCAUCAUGCUUAUGAUAGAGAAUAUUCCGUGAAAGAGAUAUAUAUUGAGGAUAUGGACUUGGGAGAUGAAAAAGUAAUACUCCCAGGGGGAACCAACAAGUUGGUUAUCAGGAAUUGCCGCCUAGGGACAGGUAAUGGAUCCCUAUGCAGUGUUUUAUCAUACUGCGACAACAGUGAGCCACUCAAAAUUGAACUGUUGGAAAUUAGCCAUUGCAAAGAUUUGGAGUGCUUGUGCUGUUGUAAUUGCCCCUUUUGCACGGAUAAGGAGGACUUGGAAGAUUUAGUGCCAUCAUAUGCUGAUUCCUUGCCUCAAUCCCCCCUAUUUUCUCAUCUCACAGAUCUCUCUAUUUCGUUUUGCGACAGCAUGGAAGCUCUGAUCACACCCAAGUUAUUGGCACACCUACGAAACUUGCGCACCAUCGAUGUUGAUGCUUGUCAGAAGAUGAAAGAAAUGGUUGAAGCUGAAAAGGAUCAUUCUGAAUUGGAACCUAUCACUCUUCCCGAGUUGACAUCUCUCAAAUUAAAUUUCAUGACACAAUUAGAUGUCGUAUACAGAGGCAUCAUGGUCUGCCCUUCCCUCCAAACAUUCUCUGCUAAUAAUUGCCCGAUUCUAAGACGCCCUCAGAUAACGAGAUCAAAGGGUGGACCGCUGCUUAAGAUGGAUGAGGCCCUAUUGCUAUACCGUUGGCGAGCUAAUAUUGAUCAAUCAGGUCCAUAUCUGACUUCUUUUAUAUUAUGUUUAUGA
Neltuma alba is the source of this 3468-nucleotide messenger RNA. Its product is annotated as disease resistance protein At4g27190-like. Gene Ontology annotation, molecular function: protein binding; DNA binding; ADP binding. Lineage: Eukaryota; Viridiplantae; Streptophyta; Magnoliopsida; Fabales; Fabaceae. The record is from RefSeq and is a predicted model, not a curated record. Bases 1 to 3468 code for a protein of 1155 amino acids. The transcript is spliced from 9 exons.